This is a messenger RNA of Pecten maximus, 459 nucleotides long. RefSeq lists its product as uncharacterized. NCBI's taxonomy places the organism in Eukaryota, Metazoa, Mollusca, Bivalvia, Pectinida, Pectinidae. The transcript is spliced from 10 exons. Bases 1 to 459 code for a protein of 152 amino acids. The record is from RefSeq and is a predicted model, not a curated record.
AUGACACACGUCUUACCGGUAUGGCGGGGUCGAGAGGAUAAAGAACGCAUCGGGACCCUACUGGAAGAAUUACAGAAAGCAAGUGAAGAGAGUCAAUUUUAUCAAGCCUACAGCGCAAACUUGCAGGAUGAUUUGGGGAGGGCAAGGACAGAGGGUCGAGAGGAUAAAGACCGCAUCAAGAAGUUACAGGAAGAAUUAAAGAAAGCAAAGAAAGAGGUUCAACUUUAUCAAGCCUGCAGCGCAAACUUGCCGGAUGAAUUGCAGAGUGCAAGGACAGAAAGUAGCGGUGCUAUGCAGUAUCAACCACAGACACAGGGCUUCAAUAUGCAGAUGAACUGGCCAUCGGUAAAUCCACCAAUAAACAACUGUCAGAGGACCUGCCCUGAAUGUCAGUAUGAAGGGAAUGACUUCAUAUUUGUCCGCUUCUAUGCCCCAUUCGGUUCUAGAGUCACCGAUUAA